UUUCCAACAAAUGAAAUCGAUUUAGAAUUUCCUGAAAAUAGUAAACCCAGAGAUGUUAAGCGGACACUACCGCCGGCCAGGGAUCUAGAUUUAGGCGAUUUUGGGACUCAAAAGUAUCGCAUAGUAUCGGGAAAUGUCGGAAACGCUUUCCGACUGUUAAGUCACAGGGAAAAGGAUGACGUCCUGUAUCUGGAUCUUCAGGUGAACGGUCCUCUCGAUAGGGAGACGACUGCCAACUAUACUCUCGUGAUUGAGGCGCUCGAUGGCGGACAACCACAGCUCAGGGAUGAGAUGACUGUUAGGAUUUCAAUUUUGGAUCACAACGACUGCGAACCCGUGUUCAGUGAAAGUCAUUAUUACGGAAAUGUGGCCGAAAAUGUCACUUUGGGAACACCACUCUUGAGGGUUAAGGCGACCGACAAUGAUCAGGGAGACAAUGGACUCAUCACAUACUCAUUGCAUAGUAAACCGCUAUCAGGUUUGUCGCCGUAUUUUGAGAUCAACCGACACAACGGCUGGAUAUUUGUGGCCAAAGCACUGGAUUUUGAGAGCAAAGAGAUACACGAGUUGGUGGUAAUCGCUAGAGAUUCCGGCGCUCAGCCAUUGGAGACGUCGGCGUUAGUGUCCAUACGUGUGACGGAUGUGAACGACAAUCAGCCGACGUUUAGUCUACUGUUUCUAACGGAGAACGCGAGACAAGAAAUACCCGAAAAUGCAAAAAUAGGCGAUUUAGUGGCCAGGGUUUCGGUCAACGACGCCGACUCCAGUGACUUCUCCAUCAACGCCAAGAAUAAAGAAGAUCACAAUCGACUGUCAGUUUCUUUAACGGGAAAUGACGACAGCUUUGGUCUCACCACUCAAGACAACGUUAUAUAUCUAAUUGUGGUGACCGGACCGCUCGACCGCGACAUCAAAUCCCAGUAUAAUCUGACAGUAAUGGUCAGC
Medioppia subpectinata is the source of this 945-nucleotide messenger RNA. NCBI's taxonomy places the organism in Eukaryota, Metazoa, Arthropoda, Arachnida, Sarcoptiformes, Oppiidae. The record is from the annotation of a GenBank genome assembly.